CUUAAACGUUAAAUAUUAUGGAAAGUAGGAACCGCAAGACGCUAGUGGAAUUGGACCUGGUAAUCAAAACCAAUAUUGAGAAGACGCGUUAAGACUUUCUUCACUUCUAUGCUCCUCAAUUUUUCAACGCCAUUCUUACAAUUUCCAUCUGCACUACAUUUCUCAAAUUCAUACAGAUUCCAUUUCCAAUUCCUCUUUUCUACUUUCCAGCAUGAAUCCAAACGAAAAUUCAUCAAAAGGUAGUGCAAUUGUAAAAAUUACCCAAAUCAUCCAGAUAAUCAAAGAAUUCUCUUCAUUGCCUGAGUGUAAAAAUAGUUCUAAGCGAAUGUACUCCAAUUUGGUGCGGAGAGUGAAGCUUCUGAGUCCUCUCUUUGAGGAAUUGGUGGAUAGAGAGGAUCAUGAACUGGAAUUGAUACCUGUUGAUCAGUUUCUAGCUUUUCAGUCUCUUCUAGCUGCCCUAAUUUCUGCCAAAGAUCUUCUUAGAUGGGUUUUGGAAUCAAGUAAACUUUAUCAGGCUGUGCAGAGGGAGAAAAUCUCAGCAAAGUUUCUUUACGUAACAGGACAAAUUGAAGAAGCACUUUCAAAGGUUUCUUAUAAUAAGCUUGAUUUGUCUGAGGAAGUUCUUGAGCAGAUCGGCCUUGUUCAUAUACAAUUUCAACGUGCAAAAACUAGAACAGAAUCAUCUGAUCUGCAAUUGGAGAUGGACAUAACGGUAGUGCAGGAAGAACCGGAGCCUGAUGCUGUAGUUCUUAAAAGAUUAUCACAGAGCCUUAACCUUUUGACUAUGGAGGAUCUGAGAACUGAAUCGAAAGCCUUUCAUGAAAUAAUCAUCACAAGCAGUAGUAAUCUUGGUGAUUCAUUUGAAAAGAUGUCCACUAUUUUUAAGAAGCUUAAUGACUAUCUACUUACUGUAAACCCAGAAGUUGACAUGUAUGAUGUUGAUAAGGGCAUGAUAAAGCACAGAUCUCCUGUUAUACCAGAUGAUUUCCGCUGCCCUAUUUCACUCGAGCUAAUGAAAGAUCCUGUUAUUGUGUCUACAGGACAGACGUAUGAAAGAUCGUGCAUCCAGAAAUGGCUGGAUGCAGGUCACAAGACAUGUCCCAAGACUCAACAAACACUUCUGCAUACAGCAUUAACACCAAAUUAUGUUCUGAAGAGUCUGAUUACUUUGUGGUGCGAGAGUAAUGGUCUGGAGUUGCCUAGGACAAAAGGAAAAGGUACAAACAGGAAAACUGGAAGUUCUGCUUCCAACUGUGACAAAGCAGCCAUUGGUUCAUUGUUGAAGAAGCUAGCCAAUGGAAACAUAGAAGAGAAACGGGCUGCUGCUGGGGAGCUACGGCUGCUCGGAAAAAGAAAUGCAGACAACAGGGUGUGUAUUGCUGAGGCAGGAGCUAUACCACUUCUAGUAGAACUACUAUCUUCACCUGAUUCUCGGACUCAAGAACAUGCUGUAACAGCACUUCUUAAUCUUUCCAUCAAUGACACGAACAAGAGCAUUAUUGUGAAUGCUGGCGCUAUUCAAGAUGUCGUAGAAGUCCUGAAGAACGGUAGCAUGGAGGCAAGAGAAAAUGCAGCGGCUACACUGUUCAGCUUAUCAGUUGUGGAUGAGAACAAAGUGGCUAUAGGAGCAGCUGGGGCAAUUCCAGCUCUAAUUGAUUUACUAAUUCAUGGUACUCCAAGAGGAAAGAAAGAUGCUGCUACUGCAAUAUUCAACCUUUCAAUUUACCAAGGCAACAAAGUGCGGGCUGUGAGAGCUGGGAUUGUCGAUCCUUUGAUGAGAUUUCUCAAAGAAUUUGAUGGUGGUAUGGUCGACGAGGCACUAGCAAUACUAGCUGUCAUCGCAGGCCAUCCUGAGGGAAAAAUUUCAAUUGGACAGACUGAGCCGAUUCCUCACUUAAUCGAGUUAAUAAGAACUGGAUCGCCUCGUAACAGAGAGAAUGCCGCUGCUGUAAUUUGGUCACUUUGCAUGGGUGAUGUCAAGCAUUUGAAACUAGCAAAGGAACUGAAUGCCGAACAAGCAUUUCGUGAACUUUCAGAGAAUGGCACUGAUAGGGCCAAGCGAAAAGCUUUGAGUCUUUUAGAGUGCCUAGAGCGAGUCGAAGACGCUGAUGACCAAAAAUAAGCAGUGGUUGAAAACUGUUGUCUUACUCUAUGGUGUCCCAUUGUUUGUAGGUAGCAAAUAUGCUUUAUUUGUAAAUAGUUUAUAUAUACUUGUAAUAUUUGUAUCAAACUUGUGCGUUGCACAAUGUAUUUCUUGAUUAUAUAUAAGAUCGUUUAUCAAAA
Messenger RNA from Amaranthus tricolor (Joseph's coat), 2283 nucleotides. Its product is annotated as U-box domain-containing protein 14-like. Gene Ontology annotation, biological process: cell surface receptor signaling pathway; protein ubiquitination. The record is from RefSeq and is a predicted model, not a curated record. The transcript has 4 exons. Gene Ontology annotation, cellular component: nucleus; cytoplasm. Bases 212 to 2122 code for a protein of 636 amino acids. Gene Ontology annotation, molecular function: protein binding; ubiquitin-protein transferase activity. Lineage: Eukaryota; Viridiplantae; Streptophyta; Magnoliopsida; Caryophyllales; Amaranthaceae.